AUGAAAAUCAUUCGUUUCCGAAACGUUGUUUCAUCACUCGGUGGAACGAUAAGUUCAGUUCUGCGGGAACAAGAAGCUGCGUACAAUGCUCUGCAAAGUAAACUCGAGGAGCAUACUGAGCAGAUAGCUCAGCUCACAAAUCGUUUUGGUUUACAACCUCCUUCGCUCCCCACCGAGGUCCAAUCCCUCCCCGCUCCGAGUCGCAGUCGCAAACGUCGUCGCACCGAUGAUGAUCCUAAACCUAGCAAGCCUCUUCUUGGGGGCACUAAGGUAACUGAUGAAGUGUUCGUCGCCACGGUUCCGCAACCAACCGCCACAUUCUGGAUAUACCUUUCACGACUGCACCCUUCAGUCAAAUCUGAUGCAGUUGAGAAGGUCACCAGAGAAUGUCUGAAUUGCGAGGAUGUGAGGGCUAUUCCCCUUAUCAAGCGAGGGACAGAUGUGAACACGCUCAACUUCGGGGUCGGGGUGGACCCCAAGUAUCGCACUGCGGCUCUUGAUCCGUCCACUUGGCCAAGAGGAAUUCUCUUUAGAGAGUUUGAAGACAAUCGCUCUUCAAAUUAUUGGAUGCCCGAUACCGAUCCCCAGACGCCUACAAUUGUGGUCUCGCCAGAUUUCGAUGCAACACCGUCACCUCAAGCUACCCGUUCAAUGGACACCACCGAAUGCUGA
Aedes albopictus (Asian tiger mosquito) is the source of this 672-nucleotide messenger RNA. RefSeq lists its product as uncharacterized. The record is from RefSeq and is a predicted model, not a curated record. Lineage: Eukaryota; Metazoa; Arthropoda; Insecta; Diptera; Culicidae. Bases 1 to 672 code for a protein of 223 amino acids. The transcript has a single exon.